CUCGAAUAUCUCUACUUGCUGCAUAAAAGAAGCGCGAAUAAACUGAUAAUGUUUGGCCCAAUAAUAAUCCUUGAGUAAAAUUGAUAAAAAGUAAGCACUUGAAUGGAGGCUCUGAUGCGACAAAAUGACGAUUUACAUCUCCUGUGCAAGACAAGUUAUAAAGCUUUGAUGCUUCUUCGCGUUGAGAUUAGUUUGACUUCUAAAGAAGCAAGUGAGGUCUAAAGCUGUGAUUGUGAGACAAGAAUCAUCUAUGGCAUUUCAUGUUCUCAUAUACUUUCAAGACUGAACAGAUCAUUGAAUUUAAAGGACUUUUCGAGAAGACGGUAAUUGUCAGAAGAAGAACAAAAAGCUACUGAAAGCAAGAAUGAAGAUCCCAGUGAUUUUGGAAGAAGACGCUGAGCAAGAAUUGCGCAUAGAUCUCACAAAGACAGCCUCUUACAAUGAAAGCCGAAGAAAAAAAAGCAUCUUUUGAUGAAGGUACUUCUUGUGACUACGGUGCUGCUUAUACAAAGAGACGAACAAAAGAACAACUCAUUCUUUCUUUCACAGUACAUCCCUCAAUCAUAAAAGGCAAUAUCAUCGAUGUUUAUGAUCCUCGCCCCCAUGGUCAUUGCGGCUUUAGAGCUGCGGCAUAUUUCCUGCAUGGUAAAAAUCAUACUUCCCUGCAGUGAAAGCUGCUACGCUCAAAAGAUUUGAAAAAAAUAAAGACAUGUAUGUCAAUUUUCUUGGGAUGGAUAUAGAUGUCCUCACACUUGCGAUUACUAGAUCUAUUGAUCUAAAAGUGAACGAAGCAAAGCAAAGCGACAAGCGCUAUUUUGAACUAGGCGAUGGUGACUAUUUGGCAGACAGUAGUAGUCAUCGCUUAGCCAAGAAAGCGAGC
Messenger RNA from Gilbertella persicaria, 880 nucleotides. RefSeq lists its product as uncharacterized. Bases 441 to 671 code for a protein of 76 amino acids. NCBI's taxonomy places the organism in Eukaryota, Fungi, Mucoromycota, Mucoromycetes, Mucorales, Choanephoraceae. The record is from RefSeq and is a predicted model, not a curated record. The transcript has a single exon.